Molecule: messenger RNA, 2268 nt
Organism: Plenodomus lingam JN3
Lineage: Eukaryota; Fungi; Ascomycota; Dothideomycetes; Pleosporales; Leptosphaeriaceae
Source: RefSeq, a predicted model, not a curated record
AUGUACCGAUGCCUAUACACGGGUACACAGGUGCCAUGUCUGUCCAUUGCAGACUGUGAAUUCAUGUCCAUUGCAGACUGUGAAUUCAUGUCCAUUGCAGACUGUGAAUUCAUGUCCAUUGCAGACUGUGAAUUCAUGUCCAUUGCAGACUGUGAAUUCAUGUCCAUUGCAGACUGUGAAUUCAUGUCCAUUGCAGACCACGUUGUACCAUGUACAGUCAUGCCACAUGCAGUCUUCGCCCCGAGUCAAGCGGACAAGAGACGACACUCUUACCACCAAACGUGUGGGGAAGGAAGCGGGGCACGUACACCGUCUGCCCUUCUUCUGGCUUUCUCGCCCACGCCCGCCUUACUAAAGCGCAGAAUCUGGUUGGCCUUGUCAGCCUGCUCGACGCGGCGUACAUUUCUCGACUUGGACCCCGACAUAGCUUUCUGCCACACAUAUCCCAUCCUCGUAACUCAGCCCGCCAUUGUCAUACACGUCUCGAGAGAAUUUGGCCGUCUAGUGCGAAUGCGAUCCCCGAUUUGCAAUACCCGACGUACCGGUACCAAUGCCAUGGUGCGCCCUCAAACACCUGGACCUUUCCAUACACUCAUAAAGGCUAACCGGUCCAGCAUUCGCUGUCGCACGCGUCAUUAUCGAUGUACAUCACGUCCACACACACACCAUUGUCCCCAUUGUCACGUCACUAAUCACUUCCUCUGCUCUUCAGGUGACGGCAAAUUGCCAAAAUGUGCUCGAUGCGAACACGCCAAGAAAGAAUGCACAUAUGAGACUGGCAGGCGAUUCCGACGCUCCUCCAUCUCUGAGUCGUUCAGCGAUAAUCAGCCCUGGGUCUCGCUACCGCCUCGAAUACAAUUCUUAGACGAAUCCACCGAGAUACGCUCUCAGUACACUGAAGAGGGCCAGUCCCCUUUUGGCAGCUCUCAUACCGGCUCCUAUUCUUCGGCAACGCCUGGCUCCAUCACCAACGAUGCCCGUGACAGUGGAACCCCCUCGGCUCCCCUGCUCACCCCGACCGAAGGAUUCACCGUGUUAUCCUUGCUGAAUGCAGAGUCCGCAGGCCUUCCGCCAUCGUGGAAUCGCAUGGCCUCACACAACCACUCGCUGAGCCUGGAUACCUAUUCCCCAGAGGAACCUAGCACAUUCGUCCAUCAGCAGCCUCCAGGGGCCCCCAUCCUCUGGCCACUGGAACAUGAGCAAGAGGCCAUGUUGCUACAACACUAUAUUGAAAAUGUCGCCUUGUUUUUUGACAUGAUGGACAACGAAUGCCACUUUGGUGUUCAUGUCGUCCAGCGAGCGAGGCAGAACAGCACCCUGAUGAAUGCCAUACUAGCACUCUCAGCACGCCAGCUGAGCCGGACGACCGACUUUGAUCCUUAUAUAGCCGAUGCAUACUAUCAACGCUGUUUCGACACACUCAUUCCCGCGCUCAACGACAGUGUGGCCAUCAAGGAGGAGUCACUGCUUGCAGCCACCAUCAUCUUGCGUCUAUUGGAAGAAAUGAACAUCUCCAUCAUCGGCUCUGACCCUCAGGGACAUCUAUUUGGCACACAGGCCAUCAUUCGCGCAGCUGAACAGUCGUAUGCUGCCACCAGCGGACCUAGCUUCCGACAAGCCAUUUAUUGGGCUGCCUUCCGUCAAGAGCUGUGGAUUUCCCUAAUGACCCAGCGCGCUUUCCAAUUACACAUCUUCCCAGCUGCUCGAUCCUUUGAGCCGGCCACUGACUCGGUCUGGGCGACUCGGACGAUUGCGCAUCUCGGGGACGUGAGUAACUUUGUCUUUGGCGAGGGAAGGCAUAGCGUUGCACGGUACAAUCAGCUCAUGGAGGAAAACACGACAUGGAGAAAUUGCAGGCCAUCAAGUUUUGACCCUUUCUUUUAUCGCAGGGACCGCGAUGGAAGUGGGAAGAACUUCCCAGAUAUCCGCUUUCAUCAAAAGUCUCACGUCAUGGGCACACAGUACAACACGCUCGCUCAUAUGUUGCUCGCUGUGCACGAUCCUACCAUACCGCAAAUUGGACCGGCACGCAAGCAAUCACGGGAAAUGGUGGACAGACAGGCUCAAGAUAGUGUUCGCACGUUGUGUGGUGUUGCACAAUCGAAUCCUAGCGUGUUUCCCUGUAAAUUCGUUGCUUGCUUUGCAAUUGCGCUAGGUAAGCUUAUUCUCACUUGGGAAGUGGUGCACAUCUUCAUACGGCUAACAAAUCCAGCCGGUGAUCGUUUUACAGCAAGAGAAGAGCAAGAACAGUUGCGAGAUCUAUGCUAG